AUGGUAUAUAUAGCUCGUCUAAAGCUCUCGUUAAUGCUUCUUGACACCGGUAGAUAUUCGAACAUUUACGUGACUUGUGAUAGUGCUAACACACAGUCAUCAAGUAAACAAUUCGUUAUAACAGCUCAUCUCUACAAGUGCUCGACAAGAAAGCGCUGUGUAAAACUUCAUAAGCGUCUCAUUCUCGUACCAAUCAUCUUUGUAAAGGAUCAGGUUUCGACUAAGGUUGCAUCUAUGACUUCAAGAGCCGAACAGGAGUACUCCGAUGUACUAAGAAACCUAGACGUUGGAUUCUUGAAGGACAACGAUGAAUGGGUUAACAUAGUUAAAAAAGUCAAUUGGGAACAGAUCGCCUCCGUGGACUCGUUGAUAAAAUCUACAGAGCAGCUUGUUUUGAAGUACACAAGUCCCAACCAAACCAUCAAAGACAGCAUCCAAAAAGUGUUCGAAAAUGCACUUGCAAGAUAUCCACUGCUAUUCGGUUACUGGAAAAGGUUUACAGCGGUGCAAUACCAACUACAGGGACUGGAAAGUUCACUUGAUGUACUGUCUCGGGCUGUAGAUGCGUUUCCCAAUUCAUUAGAGCUAUGGUGCGACUACCUUAAUGUACUAAUUGCGAACAAUCCACACGAAGUGGACAAAAUACGUAUGAACUUCCAGAUCGCAAAAGAUCUGGUGGGCUAUCAAUUCCUCUCACAUCCAUUUUGGGAUCGUUAUAUCGAGUUUGAAAGUAAUCGAGAGCGACUGGACAAUUUGGUCGCUAUUUACAAGACAGUAAGCCACAUCCCACUGCAUCAAUAUUCCAAGUACUAUACCGCUUAUAAAACCUUUGCAAACGACAAUGCAGAAAAGACUGAACUACAAAUUGACUCCGAAGAAGAGAUAAGUGCCAUUUUCGCCAACACACAAAAUUUGGUAAACAGUGUUUGGAAAUUUGAGUCCCAAAUAUCACAGAGCUAUUUCAAUCUGGGGCCACUGCCUCAAAGCGAGCUGGAUAAUUGGGAAAAUUACCUUUCUUUUGCCGUCGAAUCGAAACUAGUCAAACCCAACUUGACCAAAUCCAUCUUUGAGCGGUGCCUUAUUCCAUGUCAGUACUAUGAGCAUUUUUGGUUGAGGUAUACUUCCUGGAUAGAGAAAACUGAAAGCUUCGAUACAACCUUGGAAGCCUUUCAAAGAGGAAUAGGCGUAGUCCCAGCAAGCUCGCGAAAGCUGCGACAGAAUUUCUUGACUUUCCUAAAGUCAUCGUUGAAGGUCAACCAGGAAAAAUCAUUGGACAUAUAUUUCCUUACUCUUGCAGAAUUUGCUCGUGAGUAUCCCAAUGAUGGUACGUUUAUCAAUGACUUCUUAACAGUCCUAAAAAGAUCCGAAUUCGGAUCAAGCUUAUCCAUAGCAGAUCAAGAUAUCAUAAAACAACAAAGAGCGUUCGCAGGCUACCUGGAAAAAAACGUACGUGCUUGCAUCCGCAAUUCAGAAGACGGUGAUCAUAGGCUACAGAAUAUUGUCAAUGAAACAACACUUUCAGUGUUGGUGAUUAGUCUAAUCAAGGUCACCUACUAUAAUUUAGGCAACACGGCGCAGACCAGGGCAUUACUUUCAGAGUUCGAAAAACUACCACAACUGAAAUCAUCUGCGCCCUUUUGGCUCCAAUAUUACAAAAUCUUGAAGAGCACAGAGGAUUUGAAUUCGCUUGAGAACUUCGUGAAUAGGCUGGGAAAUGAAAUACACAUCCCGGUUCUUCUAAUAAACGAUAUCGUUAGUGACUUCAAAUCCUUCUUUAUGACUAAUGUCAAUUUGGGUGAUUACGAGCAGGAAGUGUACGAUGGAAGAUACAACAUCAGUAUUGAUCCUCUCGUGGAUCUUGACUUUAAAGUAAAUGACCCUCUCUGGAUCAAAAGAGAUACUUUCAAGAGCACCGAAAAAGUCAGAAAAGACAAGAAAGACAAUGGGCAUCCAGGUUUGUACCUCGAAAAGCCAGUGGUAUCCAACUCAGUGAUCGAAAGCCAAUCAAAAACUUUUGCGAAUUUACCACCUCCUCUGCCGACUUUUAAAAACCUGGAAAAGGUGAACAAAGCUGCGGUGCACAAGGACUUUUUCAGCAGCGACUUUUUGCAUUCAAAUUAA
Molecule: messenger RNA, 2121 nt
Organism: Lachancea sp. 'fantastica'
Lineage: Eukaryota; Fungi; Ascomycota; Saccharomycetes; Saccharomycetales; Saccharomycetaceae
Source: the annotation of a GenBank genome assembly